GGACCCCGAUGUUUAAAAUGUAUUGAUGCCUGUCCUGGUUUAGAAUUACAUUAUUGGCGGAAGAUCUGUAAACAUUGUCGCUGUCCGCAAGAAGAUCAUGACAUCCAGACAGACAGAGACCGAGAUUUUCGACCAAUCAGCUUACUAUUUGAUUCCACCUUCUCAGCCACAGACAGCAAAUCUGAUUGGUUGGCCAAAUUUGAAAAACUGAACCUCCAGGACCCGGCUGUGAUGAUGAAGAUGCAAACCAUUUACACUCAAAACUACUCUCAACCGCCCCUCCCCUAUACCCUUACUAGAUCCCAGAAAUAUGUUUCCAUGUUGCCGGAAGACAAGCAAGAGUUUGCAACACAACUGCGCAGACGUCAACUUCAACGACAACUUCCGUUACAUGACCUUGACCCCCGAUUUUGCAACAGUCUGACAGAAAAGGAGCUACCGAAAUAUGAGAAAUUCUCGGAGAAAAGGCGGAAGAAGGCCGCGGGAAUUGGGAAUAUCGGAGAAGUCAAUUCUACGGAAGGAAGUAUGGACCAUCUAACCGCUUCCGGUGGUCCGACCCCUCAGACCAACCUGCUUGCAUCCCAGGAUGGAACAAGAGCUCUAGGUCGCCAUAGUUCGUCUUCUUUCUACUUUCAGAAGUGUCAUUGCUGUAAAGGUUUAAUGGAGAACAGAACUGUAGCAGUAUUUGCUGGUCGAAUGGUUGGAACCUGUUGGCAUCCGGGAUGUUUCAUGUGUAAAACUUGUAAAGAACUUUUAGUGGAUAAUAUAUACUUCUACAAAGGAGCAGAGAUAUAUUGUGGACGACAUUACGCCGAUCUUCAGUACCCGCGAUGUGCUGCUUGUGAUGAGAUAAUAUUCGCUAGGGAGUAUACUCAAGCUGAGAACAGAUCAUGGCAUGUUCAACAUUUCUGUUGUUGGUGCUGUGAUGCUCCGCUAGCUGGCCAGAGAUACAUCGCUAAAAAUAAUAACCCUUAUUGUAUUGUUUGUUUUGAUCGAUUGUUUAGUAAGAUAUGUAGUACAUGCCAAAGACCAAUUACUGCUGAUUCCCCGGGAAUGACCCACGGUGACCUCCAUUGGCACGCAUGCCCACAUUGUUUCAGCUGCCAUGUGUGUGGUACAAGCCUUAUAAACAACCAUUUCUUAUUACGCGAGGGAAACUUGUAUUGCAGUGUGGACUGUCGGCAACGUACCUUGAACGUUCAUAAAGCGGCGCUGUCGAGGAAUUAUGCAACUUAA
This is a messenger RNA of Lottia gigantea (owl limpet), 1236 nucleotides long. RefSeq lists its product as hypothetical. The annotation marks the transcript as partial. The record is from RefSeq and is a predicted model, not a curated record. Gene Ontology annotation, molecular function: zinc ion binding. NCBI's taxonomy places the organism in Eukaryota, Metazoa, Mollusca, Gastropoda, Lottiidae. The transcript has 7 exons.